GCCCAAUGAAGCGUCGUCGGCAGCGGCAGAGCUGGCUGUCUUCCCGUCCCUUGCCUGCCAUACCCCUUGGGCCAGGUGAAACCCAGAAGCAGAGAGCCUGGAACUGGCAGUUGGCGCCUGAACUGUGGGCAAGAUCUCUUCGACAGCAGUUGAAUGUCCAGCUCCUCUCGGCCCUGGAAGAGAGGAGGGCAGGUUUGUCUCUUGAUGCAGUAUCAUCAGAAAACCUCGAGUCGUGGCACUCUGUACGUAGCCUGGAUAGCACAGGGCCUGGACCUUGGACCUGCCAGACGAGACAGAGGAAAUUCCUGACCGCAGAGACUGACUCAGAGCAGCCCACGGUGCUGAAGCUUCUGAUUGCUGAGCUCCAAGCCUUGUUCUCCGCUGUGCUGCAGGACCACAGCCCUGCAGCGUGGCGGUACCUGCAUGCAGUGCUGGGUCUCCUGCCUCCAUACCGUGAGUUGCUAGUUGGUCACCUUGAUCUGCUGCCCUUCUUGGAGCAGCUGUACUGCUGGGCUCCCUGGGUCAAAGCCCAACUCCACCUGGACCUGCUCGGUGCCAUGGCCCAGGCCUUUCCCCCAGACAGCUCUUUGUUCCACGGUGCCUCCCACGUUGACUGCCAUGCCCAGAAGAAGCAACUCCACCGAGGGCCCCCAUACCCAGCCUGCCCUUUUGUGCAGGCCCAGCGGGGUGGGCAGCAAGUAACACAGGAACUGGCCACAUGGAUGCGACCAUUGACAUUGGCUGAGCUACAGCACUGCCUGGGCAUUGUUGGUGCUGAGGUGGCCCUAGAAGAGACCCAGUGGUUGGGUGGCCUCAGUCUCCUGCCCUUGGCACUGGCUACAGACAUCCCUGUGCAGUAUGAAGAGGAAUCUGUUGGAAGCACAGAAACUGAGUCUCAGUUUGGCUAUGAAGUUCCUGGGGAGAAGUCCUUCCAAGAGAGAAGUAGCAGCGCCUCAUCUGAGACUUUCUUCACGGGUAGCGAGGUGUUGACCCUUAUGGAUAGAGAGAAGAACCUGAAGAAGAUCCACUUCCUCUAUCUCAAUGUGGCUCCCAGUCGGUACUUCAGGCCCUACAGCCUGGUCGUGGUGCCACCCAAAAGGGUGAAUGCUGAGCACUACAUCUUCUCUCCCUUUGGGAUCCUGCAUGUUCACCCCGAGGAGGGCAGUGAGGCCAUGACGCUGGGCGCCUGGCACCACCAGUCUGUUCUCUGGCAGCAGCUACAGCUCAUCCCAUUCUUUAAGCACUGCCUUGUACGCAAGGCCUGGACCAGCUGGAGAAAGACCACGAGGCAGCAGGGGCUGUGUCGGCUCCGGACCCGCCUAGGGGAUCAUCUGCUCUCGGCUGUGCCCCACUUUGGAGCUGGGCUUCUCCACAUUAACAGGCUUCUUCAGGAGCUGCACUCUGUGUCCUGGCUGCCCCAGGAGGCGGAUCGGUGCUAUAAGCUACUAGAUCUGAAGAAGGCUCUAUUGAAGGAGAACAGGAAGGCUCUGCAGUUAUUCCAUCGCUGCUUGUACCUCUGCACAUCUGUUCUGCAACUGGUUCACGAGGACACAUACCACAUGCAGCAGGGCCUGCAGGAGCGAGUGCAGAACUGCAACAGGAUCCGGGCAGGCCAGGGCUCCAUCUCCCUGCUGAAGGAGCAGCGGUGGCAGCUGGAGCAGAAGCUGAAGCAGGCAGAGACCUGGUUGCGGCAGUUGGGGAAGUUUGCCCGCCUGGUCAACUACAUGAUUUGUCAGAACGUGGUUACGAUCCUGGAAGACCAAAUAACCUCUUUUGUGGCCAACAUCCUGCAAGCUCAGAGGCAAACACCCUUUCUUUCAUCACAUCUGGUCUGUGGUGACCGUUGCCAGCUCUCUCCUGUGCCCAGUAUUGAAAAUAUGAGCCAGGUUCUGUCCGAAGGCCUACGUUCCAUUAAGGCUUCUGCUCUGAAGCUGAUACAGUCUGUUGACCUGAAGAUCUCGAGGGAUUCCCUGCGUCUGGAAGGUGCUCCACUAGCUGAAGAUGAAGAGGAGAGCUCAGACACAGAGUUCCUGAUGCCCAAGUUUCAGCACCAGCCCAGCCAUGCUGUUCGCAUCUUCUGUGGCCCAAGUGUAGGACUGGUGUGGCCCUGGAAGUCUCACCCAGUCACUGGUGUCCUAGAAGUCCAUGGGUACAGGCUUCGGGGCCAGUACUUGCCGCCCAAUUAUGAUCAGCUUCAGGAGGACUUGGACAGCAACCUUCGAAUCCAGCAGGCACUGACUAUACAACAGGCACUGCUGGAGGACGUGAUGCUGGAGGUACAGGAAUUCUGCAGCGAGCAUCGCUGGAUAACAGACAUUUAUGAGUUUCUGCAAGCCUGGGGGCCUCAGAGGCUGGAGGACAUGUGUGGGUGUCCUGUAACGGACUACAUCAAGGUGGUGGAACAGCUGAGCGCUUGGCGGACCCACAUCUCCAGUAUGCCCGUGGAGGUGCUCACCAAAGGCAAGCUGCUGCUGCUGAGCUGCCAUGAGAUGCAGGCAGAGCUGAAGUCCAAGCUGAACGGCAUGCGGAAGGAUAUUCUUACACAGGUGCAGAAUGAGUGCCGGAGCCGUAGUCAGCAAAUAGCAGCAGAGCUCACAGAGUUCACACAGGUCUUCCAAAUCAUCAGUACAGACAUUCAUUCCAUUGCACAGUGCUCCCAGAAGUUGAAUGAAGCCAACGAAGAGUACAUCGCGUUGGAGGAGCGAAUAGAAUACGUCCGGUCACUCCAUGAAUUCAUCCGCAACUACUUUAACCUCUUUAGUGCCGAGAAUGAGGCACUGGAGAACUCGGUGAGGGGGUCAUUUAGGGAGCCGCCACCUCCCGGUCCACUUCCUCUCCAACUACAUCUACUCCACUUCCCUCCGCUUGUCCCACAGCUUCUGGAUACAUGGGAGGCAUUUCAGUUUGAGAAAACCCAGGCCUCAGAGUUCCUGCUCAGCAAGCAGUAUGCCAUUGUGCCCAAGCUGCAGCAGCUGAUGACGUCAGCCUUGGCCGAGCUGGAAGGCCUGCUUACGAAGGCCCUGUCUGGUCCCUUCAUGGACCCCACACAAGAGCAGAGGAACACCGAGAGCAAACUCGUCUCCAUGGAGCACCAGUUCAAGAACACAGCCAGCCACCUCAGUGAACUGCAUCAUGCCUACGUCACCUUUACUGGCGAUGAGAGUCCUGUGCCCUUGCCCGCCUGCGGAACCCGUCCUAUCGUGAUGCAGCAAAACAUUUGGCACCUGUACCGAGUAGUCUCGGAAACUUUAAGUGAAUGGAAAUGCAUGGCGUUUGUCAAGUUCAGCCUGGCUGUGGCCCAGGAGAAGACGGAUGGCUGGCUGACAGAGGCGGCACGGCUGAGCACAGCUCUAGGGAUGCAGAGCCCAGUGGUGCAGCGCUGCAUGCAUGUGCUGGAGGAGUUCCGAGGCUACCUGCCUUUGCUCACCAAGCUGGGCAGCUUCCAGAGGCAGAACCUCAAUUAUCAAUCCCUCUUAAGAGCCUUAGGUCUAGGCAGUCUCCAAAGCGUGGAACUCCUGACACUGGGUCAACUGCUCGCUUGUCCAUUGCUGGAGUUUGCAGAUCGAAUCAAUCAGAUCUGGCAGUGUGACAAUGAGCGAAUCCGGGCCCAAGAGAGCCUCCAGCGGCUGCAGCAGGACUGGGAAGUGCGCCAGCUGCGCCUGCUCAAUUUCAUCCUACAUGUCCCUUACGAGUCCUCGGCUUCCAAGCACUCCAGAAAGCACACAGUCUCCAGCCCCCAGUGGAAGGCAGUGGGCAAGGAUAGUGGCACCUUCAUCCUCUCAGACUACAACAGCUUACAGAAUUCCAUCCAGAAAAGUCUUCAGGCAUUGUUCAAGGUCCUGGCCAUCCAAAAAUCAGGAGACUUACACAAAACAGCAUUGGAGUGGGUGGCCAUCAUGCAAAGCCUAGCACGCUCGUUUCAAGGCUUUGGAUGAUCAGUAUCGGAUGCUGAUGCGCAUCUCUGUGGCUGACCCUAUGGUUCUGUCACUUAUCAUGCCCAGUGCCAAGAGAAGCC
Molecule: messenger RNA, 4015 nt
Organism: Octodon degus (degu)
Lineage: Eukaryota; Metazoa; Chordata; Mammalia; Rodentia; Octodontidae
Product: dynein heavy chain domain-containing protein 1
Biological process (GO): microtubule-based movement
Cellular component (GO): dynein complex
Molecular function (GO): dynein intermediate chain binding; minus-end-directed microtubule motor activity; dynein light intermediate chain binding
Source: RefSeq, a predicted model, not a curated record